GAUGUCUGCCUGGCCCCAGGCGGAUGAGGGUGCCACUCGCUCCCAGACUUCAGGAGGGAUGCCCACGAGGGUUUCUCCCUUCUCUAGAAAUGGGGUGGCCGUUUCUUUCUCUUGCACCGCUCCACACGGGAGACAGAUGGCAAGGGUGGAUGGGAGACAGAUGCACCUGGUGCGGUUCCAAACGUGGGGUUCUAAUUUUUAACAAAACUUAAACAGACACAAAGCAGGGGUAUUGAAUGUGAGAGGGGUGUGAGAGAACAGUCUCAAGGAAGUGCUUUCUCUGGCCUGGAGCACAUAGCACACCCUUGGGAAUGGAUAUGUAUCUGCUAUAAGUUUUCUUUAAUUCAGGAGCAAUUUGCUUAACAGAAUUCUACAGUGGUCGUGUUGUUUUCCUCCUAUGUUUGGCUCCUACCAGGUAAUUGGUGUGGGAAGCAGUGCUCUGAAUGGGGUGUGGAGAGUCUGGUUCUUGGCCUUUGUAUGAAGACUCAUUUGUGUCAUAGACUUUGAAGAGUGCCAAGUGGGAGCUCUUUGAAAAGCUCUUAGUAACUUUUUGUGAGGAAUCAACUGGUUAAAACGUUGAGCAUUAUGCGGGACUGCUUUAGAUCCUGAUUCUUCUCCCACCCUCUCCCCACACACGUACUCCUCCGGAAGAAAGUAAUAGAACAAGUCAAAUGACAGUUACGGAGGUUCAGAGGUGUUUGGUUCUUCCCUUUAUGAAAUAAUCCCUUCAUUCUGAGAUACCAAGUCAGUGGUUUCAGAGAGACUUUUGAGACUUCUUUGAGGAAAAAUGUGACACUUCAUAUGUAUGUUUGCUUGCUGUCAAAGGUUUCAAACUGCUUGUCUGUGUCACAGCUAUUUCAGAGCCAUGAUAUCUGAAGUUUAGGAGCAAACCAGAAGGCUCAGGAGUGCUUGUGUGUGAAUUUUUUCUUCAAGAGAACUGUAGAAGAUUUCAGUAAUAUUUUACGAGCCACCACCAAAUGGAACACAAGUUAAAUUAAACCUAGAGGAAGCUGAUGACAUCUGAAAGAGGGGAAAGUGGGGCAGCUGUGCUCCCUUGCUUUCUGUCUGACCUACUGGGAGUACAGGUUGGAGUAUGUUUUGCUACUUAGCAGGAAACUGAAAUUCAGGCACAAGUUAUUGUAAACUCAAAGUGUGAAUAUGGGUGAAAAGAAACCGGAGCCUCUGGAUUUCGUAAAAGAUUUUCAGGAAUAUCUUACUCAACAGACACACCAUGUAAAUAUGAUUUCUGGAUCUGUCAGUGGAGACAAUGAUGCAGAUGCCCUUCAGGGAGCUGGGGCAGAUGGUGAUCAGAAUGGACUAGAUCAUCCUUCUGUUGAAGUUUCACUGGAUGAAAACUCAGGAAUGUUAGUGGAUGGGUUUGAAAGGACAUUUGAUGGAAAGCUGAAGUGUCGAUAUUGCAACUAUGCCAGCAAAGGAACAGCACGGCUUAUAGAGCAUAUCAGAAUUCACACAGGUGAAAAGCCACACAGAUGCCAUCUAUGUCCAUUUGCAUCAGCCUAUGAACGUCAUCUGGAAGCGCACAUGCGAUCACAUACUGGUGAAAAACCAUAUAAAUGCGAAUUGUGUUCCUUCCGCUGCAGUGACAGAAGUAACCUGUCUCAUCAUCGUAGACGCAAGCAUAAAAUGGUACCUAUAAAAGGUACUAGGUCUUCCCUAAGCAGCAAGAAAAUGUGGGGGGUUUUGCAGAAGAAGACCAGCAAUCUGGGAUACAGCAGAAGAUCAUUAAUUAAUUUGAGCCCGCCUUCCAUGGUGGUUCAGAAACCAGACUACCUUAAUGAUUUCACCCAUGAAAUCCCAAAUAUUCAGACUGAAGCAUAUGAAAGCAUGACAAAAACAACACAGACUGGUGGCCUGCCGAGAGAUCCACAAGACCUUAAGAUAGACAAUCCAUUAAAUCAGCUAUCAACAUUAGCAGGACAGUUGUCUAGCUUGCCACCUGAAACCCAAAACCCAGCAUCUCCUGAUGUUGUACCAUGCCAAGAUGAAAAGCCUUUUAUAAUACAGCAGCCUGCUGCACCAGCAGUAGUUUCAUCUGUGUCAACAAAUAUUCCUCAAAGUUCAUCUCCUACUAGCCCAGAUCCUCGGCCCCCACACAGUCAAAGGAACUACAGUCCAGUGGCAGGUCCAAGCAGUGAUCGCAGCGUCCAUACUAGUACUCCUAGCAUAAGUAACAGUCAGCCAAGUACUCCAGCUCCAACCCUUCCAGUUCAGGAUCCUCAGCUUCUGCAUCACUGCCAGCACUGUGACAUGUAUUUUGCAGACAAUAUCCUUUAUACUAUUCACAUGGGAUGUCAUGGGUUUGAAAAUCCGUUUCAGUGCAACAUAUGUGGGUGCAAAUGUAAAAAUAAGUAUGACUUUGCUUGCCAUUUUGCAAGAGGUCAACAUAACCAACAUUGACUGACAACGUGCUUUCAUUUAGUUUUUUUAACAUAUGUUUUAUACUUGCUGAAGGAGACCUUGCUCAUCCCCAACAAGAAGUCCAAUAAACAACUUGACAAUGGAGGCAAAAUUCUUUCCAUGUUGUCAUAUAAUAUGCCAGGGAUGUUUGAGUCAUGGAGGUGGUAGUUUUUUGUCACUGUUUAAAAUAAAAAGUUAUGAGGA
This is a messenger RNA of Malaclemys terrapin pileata, 2622 nucleotides long. RefSeq names its product IKAROS family zinc finger 5 (gene IKZF5). The transcript has 6 exons. Gene Ontology annotation, molecular function: DNA-binding transcription factor activity; RNA polymerase II cis-regulatory region sequence-specific DNA binding. The coding region runs from base 1159 to 2418 and encodes 419 amino acids. The record is from RefSeq and is a predicted model, not a curated record. Lineage: Eukaryota; Metazoa; Chordata; Testudines; Emydidae. Gene Ontology annotation, biological process: regulation of transcription by RNA polymerase II.